Molecule: messenger RNA, 2073 nt
Organism: Telopea speciosissima
Lineage: Eukaryota; Viridiplantae; Streptophyta; Magnoliopsida; Proteales; Proteaceae
Product: dynamin-related protein 5A
Exons: 16
Coding region: 134-1963 (609 amino acids)
Cellular component (GO): cytoplasm; microtubule; membrane
Molecular function (GO): microtubule binding; GTPase activity; GTP binding
Source: RefSeq, a predicted model, not a curated record
CACUCCCUCCGGUGUCUAUAUUCAUUAUCACCGACGAGCUCUGACUUGCAGUUCUUGGUCCAGUUCUUUGUUUAUCUCCAUUGGCUCUGCUACUACUCUUCUCUGAAAAGGAGGAGGAGGAGGAGACGAAAACAUGGAGAAUUUGAUCUCUUUGGUGAACAAGCUGCAAAGAGCUUGUACGGCUCUAGGUGAUCAUGGAGAAGAGAGCGCAUUGCCGACCUUAUGGGAUUCUUUGCCUGCGAUUGCUGUCGUCGGUGGACAGAGUUCAGGGAAGUCUUCUGUGUUGGAAAGCAUUGUGGGAAAGGACUUCUUGCCUCGUGGAUCUGGUAUUGUUACUCGGCGUCCACUUGUGUUACAACUUCAUAAGAUUGAUGAAAGAAGAGAGUAUGCGGAGUUUCUUCACCUCCCAAGAAGGAGGUUCACUGAUUUUGCUGCUGUGAGGAAGGAGAUCUCAGAUGAGACUGAUAGAGAAACAGGACGGUCAAAACAAAUUUCCAGUGUUCCAAUUCAUCUUAGUAUCUAUUCUCCUAAUGUUGUAAACUUGACGAUGAUUGACCUUCCUGGACUUACAAAAGUAGCUGUCGAGGGUCAGCCUGACAGUAUUGUGCAAGACAUCGAGAACAUGGUUCGCUCCUAUAUUGAAAAGCCCAACUGUAUAAUUUUGGCAAUUUCACCUGCCAAUCAAGAUCUUGCUACUUCUGAUGCUAUUAAGAUCUCCCGUGAAGUAGACCCUAAAGGGGAGAGGACAUUUGGUGUUUUAACAAAGAUUGAUCUUAUGGACAAGGGUACAGAUGCAGUUGAUAUUUUGGAAGGCAGGUCAUAUAAACUACAGUUUCCCUGGAUUGGUGUUGUUAAUCGUUCUCAAGCUGACAUUAACAAGAGUGUUGACAUGAUUGCUGCUCGGCGUAGAGAGCGUGAGUAUUUUGCAAAUACUCCAGAAUACAAGCAUCUUGCUCACAGGAUGGGUUCGGAGCAUCUCGGAAAGAUGCUUUCAAAGCAUUUGGAAACUGUUAUCAAGUCUCGUAUACCAGGCAUCCAGUCCCUUAUUAGUAGAAGUAUUGUUGAUCUAGAAACGGAGUUGAGCCGCCUUGGGAAGCCUAUUGCUUCUGAUGCAGGAGGAAAAUUAUACAUGAUCAUGGAGAUUUGUCGUGUUUUUGACCAAAUAUAUAAAGAGCAUCUAGAUGGCAUCCGUCCUGGUGGUGAUAAAAUCUACAAUGUGUUUGAUAAUCAACUUCCUGCAGCUUUAAAAAGGUUGCAAUUCGACAAGCAACUUGCUAUGGAGAAUGUAAGAAAACUAAUUACUGAAGCGGAUGGGUACCAGCCUCACUUGAUAGCUCCGGAACAAGGAUACCGCCGCCUCAUUGAAUCCUCUUUAAUCACUAUAAGAGGUCCUGCAGAGGCAGCUGUUGAUGCGGUCCACUCUAUACUGAAAGAGCUGGUUCACAAAGCUGUUGGUGAAACAUUGGAGCUCAGGCAGUAUCCUACUCUUAGAGUGGAGGUUGGAAAUGCAGCAUGUGAAUCAUUAGACAGAAUGAAGGAAGAGAGCAAGAAAGCAACUCUCAAACUAGUUGACAUGGAAUCUAGUUACCUGACAGUUGAUUUCUUCCGGAAGCUUCCUCAAGAUGUUGAAAAAGGAGGAAACCCAACACAUUCAAUUUUUGAUAGAUACAAUGAUUCAUACCUCAGGCGAAUAGGAACAACUGUCUUGUCCUAUGUCAACAUGGUCUGUGGGAGCCUGCGGAACUCCAUUCCAAAAUCCAUUGUGUAUUGUCAAGUGCGAGAGGCAAAACGAUCCCUGCUUGAUCAUUUCUUCACUGAUUUGGGUAAAAAAGAGUUAAAGCAGCUGGCUUCAUUGUUGGAUGAAGAUCCAGCUAUCAUGGAGCGGCGGACUGCCCUUGCAAAGAGGCUGGAGCUAUACAGAAGUGCCCAAGCAGAGAUUGAUGCAGUCGCUUGGGCCAAAUAGAAAUCCAUUUUCUUUUUAGCAUUUUGCUAAUCAUUUUCCUAUCAUUUUAAUUUGUACGGUUGGGAUUGUGAUUCAUUCAUUCAUGAUUUGGGGGUUGGGGGUGUUUACUA